This is a messenger RNA of Grammomys surdaster, 944 nucleotides long. It is a transcript of the gene CUNH10orf105, whose product is annotated as chromosome unknown C10orf105 homolog. NCBI's taxonomy places the organism in Eukaryota, Metazoa, Chordata, Mammalia, Rodentia, Muridae. Bases 246 to 701 code for a protein of 151 amino acids. The record is from RefSeq and is a predicted model, not a curated record. The transcript has 4 exons.
GAAUACAGAAGCUUCAGGAGAACCCAGACCCUGCUGUCUGCGGUGACGCUCUUGAUGUCUUAGGACCAUCAUGAGGGUGACUGAAGCAGGUGCUGCAUCACUGAGAAGCCUACCCUCGCAUGGGUGGUGAUGUUUAAAAGUUGUGUCCCUGGAGCUCCCCGACCAAUGUGCAGACAGUUCUACUGAAGAGUUUUCCAUGAUCCGUGUGCCAUGAGUAUGGGGGUGUCUGCAAAGGCCAGAGGAAGAUGGUGUUGGACCCCUGUGAGCGACCAUAUGUGGGCGCUAGGAAGCAAAUGGAGAACCUCUGGAAGAAAGGCACCAUGAACACAGAGGGCUCCAGCCUCGCCAGCCCUCCAACCCUCCUUACGACCCCUGCCACUUCUGGGACUUACACCCAUGCUGCUGACCCUGUACCAAUCCUCAUUGCCCUGGCCUGUAUUUUUCUACUACUGGCCUCUUGCUUGCUGUUCAUGAUGCUGUGUAAGCCAACUGCUCUGGACCCCAGCCGCCAAGGGGCCCGGGAAUGCAUGCCACAUCACCCAGUGAGCCCCAGUGAACCCAGGCUCCGGCUCUGGAAGCGCCUGGGCUCACUGCGAAGAUCCCUGCACAGCUUCCGACGAGGCAGGCCUUCUAUCCAGCAGUGUCCUCUGCCGGGCCUUGAUGACCACCGAGGUGACUGGACUGAAGCCACCAAGAUGUGACACGGUGCCCAUCCACACACAGGCUCACCCAAGACCAUCCUGCCUCUGAUGGAACCUGGCAUCAUAGGACAGUGGUACGGAUACUCUGGACCCCUAAUGCACUGAUAUUUCCUUGUGUAUCUAGUCUUUGUCCUUUCCCAGAAGACUCUGAAGGCCCCUGAUUCUCUUGUUAAUAGACCUUUGGAUCAAAAGAUGAAUACUCAAAGGUCUCUAGAUCUUUCCUCUGGGGCUCUGAGGGAUGCU